UGCACCAUAGAACAUUACUUGUUAAAGUGAAUCCAAGUUUAUGUCAGCAGUUGUACAGGAAACAAUUGAUGAUAAUCAGGAACAACCAGCUAAAGAGUGCAUCAUUCUCAACGUUGGAGGAGUUAGGCUAUCCUGAGACCAGACUUGGAAUGAUGUUUCGUGAGAAUACAAACUGGACUGUACCAAAGUCAACGAAUGAUGAAUAUUUUAUCGUACUGGGAAAGUGCCGAUACCCGAUGAUGCCAAUUGUAGGUAAAGGCCUAAUUCCAAUGUCACGUGAAGAACUUGAAGUUAAUGAAGUUGAGCUGGACUGCUUCCUUAUUCCUCGCACCAAGCCCCAAAGCAGUUCAAACGAGAGUUUUUACUACAAAGACUUUGAAUUCGUAGUCGAAGUGGGCUUUCGUGAGGAUGGUCGUAUCAGAGACUUGACUAUAAGUCCACCAGUUGCAGUAAAAAGUCAGAUAAAAAGCAUGCUUGAACGACAGGUGGAUAAGUUUGGGAAGGAGAUUGGUGGCCAUCUGGAUGCAACCGUUUCAGGAUUGCAAUGGUCAUCUGUUAAGAAACCUGAGCCGGAUUCUUUGGGUAAUUGGAUCGGAAUGGUGAAAUACUACCUGGUCAGAAUCGCUGUAAAGGAUAGUUUUUGUGAUCAUGAAAAGAUAGUUGAAGAUUCAAUACUUUCUGUUGCCAUUGAUGAUAUUGAUGAUGAUGAAGAUAAGGAAGAGGAGGAAAGUUUCAUUAUCACUUAUGAAGAAG
Molecule: messenger RNA, 753 nt
Organism: Paraglomus brasilianum
Lineage: Eukaryota; Fungi; Glomeromycota; Glomeromycetes; Paraglomerales; Paraglomeraceae
Source: the annotation of a GenBank genome assembly